This is a messenger RNA of Synchiropus splendidus (mandarinfish), 3422 nucleotides long. It is a transcript of the gene hlcs, whose product is annotated as holocarboxylase synthetase (biotin-(proprionyl-CoA-carboxylase (ATP-hydrolysing)) ligase). Lineage: Eukaryota; Metazoa; Chordata; Actinopteri; Syngnathiformes; Callionymidae. Gene Ontology annotation, biological process: protein modification process. The record is from RefSeq and is a predicted model, not a curated record. The transcript has 11 exons. The coding region runs from base 91 to 2832 and encodes 913 amino acids. Gene Ontology annotation, cellular component: cytoplasm. Gene Ontology annotation, molecular function: biotin--[biotin carboxyl-carrier protein] ligase activity.
UAGAGUUUGUCAGCAGUGUUGUGGUUUGACAGCAGUCGUUUUCGUCACAAGCCUCCCGUUUGUCCCGAACACCAAUGUAGCCUGUCAAAGAUGCUCAUUACUCUGUGUUACGUGUACCUUUGGGUGCGCUUUCACAAGUGCUACUCGGCGCUUAUUCGCCACCGACUGUCACGGCUGAAGGGCAGCAGACGUAGCCUCAGCUUCGGUCUCAGUCCCGGACCGUCCUCGGUACCAGCUCUGGUACCAGGAGCACCGUCAUCCUCCUCCUCUCCACUAGAGGACAGAGUCUUCCUCCAGCUGGGGGACAAGUCCGUGUAUGUCACCGAGCCACAGGUAUGUGAUGACCUGAAUAAAUGGACUCUGAUGUUAGGGUCCUCCAUGGUUGGUGGUCCCCAAAUGGAUCUCAUUUCCUUCAUCAUUGAAGCAACAGGACAAGCGGUGGGCUACCCUAAACCUCCCACAACUAAGAAGAAGGUGCUGAAUUGGUCCGACUGCUGUCUUCCUCUGGCCUGUAGUCCAGGACGGCCCUUCAGAGCCGUGGCCCAGGCCAGUGUGGAGAACUUCAGCCGCCUUGGAGUGGCUUUUAUAGAGAACCGUUUACAGCUGGAUAAAGGACUGAUGCCCUCGAAGAUAGUCCCUGUCCUCCUGCAGCAGUCCACUCUGAGCAGACUCCUGGAGAAGCUCCCUCUUCAGGUUCCGAAGAUCACAGCAACAUUUCCACAACUGACUGAAAAGGCAGUGUCCUGUCACACGCUGUCAGACCACCAGCUCCUUCAGCUCCCCACCGGCAGCCCCCUCUUCUCAGCGAAACACAGAAAGCAACUGGAGGAGCGACGGAGGUCCGAUCCGGUCCAAAAGAGUCAGGAUCAGGCACAUGUCAGUGACUCAGAGGACCACUCGGUGGGAAGCCACCACCACACGGAUGCUGAUGGUCGACAUCUGCAUCUCUCCAGCUGCCACGAGUGUCUGGAGCUGGAGAACAGCACCAUCCUGUCAGUCAAGUAUGCCUCUGCUGAGAACAUUCCCGACCUCCCAAAUGACGGAUCAGAGCGGCUGGACAGUGAAGAUGAGGCUCUGGAUGAUCUUGUGGAUGACGCAGAAGUCACAAACUGUACUCAGAAUAACAAAGUGCCCAAUGUUCUGGUCUACACUGGAGGAUGUCAGGAGCGUUUUGAGAGAGUCCAGCAAGUUCUUCGAGAGUGUAUAAACAUGGAGAACUAUAUCAUCUAUCCUCUCCUGCCCAAGCAAGUUCUGACUGACCCCUGGCUGGACAGCACUCGGCUGCUGGUGCUGGCCGAGGAAGAACCUCUGACCCCAAAUUUUCAGACUCGGAUCCUCACAUAUUUGAGCCAAGGUGGACGCGUUCUGGGGCUGGCGUCCUCCCUGUGUCCUGCAGGUCUGUCUUUGGAGCCGAGGGAGCGGCAGCGUGGCCAAGUGUGCAGACUGUCCUUCACCAGGGAGGACAACAGCCAGCUGGACAUGAACGUGCUGGCCAGUGGAAGGGUCUACAUCCGAGCCGCUCGGGAGGGAGGGGAGGUGGAGCUGUGGGGAGAGCUGAGAGGAGCCAGCGCUCAUCAGAGAGACAUGGUCAUAGUCCGGGUUACACAUGGACCGGACGGAGGGGAGGCUGUGGUUUGUCAGGUCCAUCUAGAAACCAACCCGGAUGCUCUGACUUUAACAAAGGAAAGCUUCAAUCAGCUGAAGGUUUCUAACCAUCUACGAUAUGAAAUCCUGAGAGAGAUCCUCACCUCGCUGGGCCUCAGCUGUCACCAGAACCAGCCCCCUGAACCAAGCCCACUUCACGUGCUGGCCACCUCAACAAAGCUCAAGUCCAACUUCCUGACGUGGCUGAAGACACAUGCAGAUCUGAGUGGUCUGCUGAAAUUGCCAAAGGCUUCCCUCAGACUUACAACCCACUGUAAGCUUGAGAAAGACCCCUCGCUAUCCGAUGGCUCUCUGCCACUCUUCACUGACUCUUCGGAGUCUCAGGUGUCGGAGAACUUCAGUCUGGAGAUCUACAGGAGGAACUUGAAGACCCGACAACUGGGGCAGACGGUGCUGUAUGCAGACGUAGUUUCAUCCACCAUGGAGCUAUUUGAAGGCCUCUAUCAUCAGUUGCCGAAGGACAUCAGCUUAAUAGUGGUCGCAGCGCAGCAGAUCUCAGGACGAGGUCGGGGCAGAAACGCAUGGCUCAGCCCUCUUGGGUGCGCCAUGUUCACCCUGUGUCUCCAGGUCGAUUUGAAGUCCAAGUUGGGGCAGCGGAUCCCCUUCCUGCAGCACCUGGUCGCUCUGUCGGUCAUCGAGGCCGUGCGCACUCUCCCCGGCUACGAGGACGUUGACUUGAGGUUGAAGUGGCCCAACGACAUCUACUACAGUAACCUGGUCAAGCUGGGAGGGGUCCUGGUCACCUCCACGGUCAUGGGCUCCACCUUCCACAUGCUCAUCGGUUGCGGCUUCAAUGUGAGCAACAGCAACCCGACAGCGUGCAUCAACGACCUGAUCGAGCAGCACAACGCUGAGAACAAGUGCAACCUGCAGCCACUCAACUGCAGCCAGCUCAUCGCUCGCACUGUCACCUGCCUGGAGGCACUGAUCAGCACCUUCCAGAGGGACGGGCCAGACGGUGUCCUGCCCACCUACUACAAAAGAUGGCUGCACAGUGGAACCCAGGUGCGACUCUGGAGUGAGGACGGACAAGAAGCCAACGUGGUGGGUCUGGAUCACAAUGGCUACCUUCAAGUCCACAACGAAAAGGACGGCCUGGUCUCAGUGGAGCCUGACGGUAACUCCUUCGACAUGCUGAAGAACCUGGUGACGGUCAAACGGUCGUGAGGCCCAUCCAAGGACGUUCUUUGAGGACGUGAAGAUGAUGUGACUGUGCGGACCGCUCCGCUCUGUGUGUCCAGUCAUGAAAUGAUCUGUUGUUUACGACCAAAAACUCUUUAUUUAAUAUAGAACUUGUAUCAAACCUGCAGCAUUUCUCCUGAACCUUGUACCAGAACAGACAUGAGCCACCAGUGCUGUCAUGACAUCAAAGUGUAUAUUUUGACAUUCCCAGAGCGUCAUCUCUCUGGUAACAUCUCAUGUGUUCCAGAAGCCCUUUGCUUGCUCAGCAGCUUGCACUUACAAAUCUACUUCAACAUGAAACUUCUAUAUUAGUGUCACAAGAUGAAGAAAUGUAAUUUACUUUUCGACAUUGCUUCUGUUACUGUUUCUUGAUCUUUAUUUUUACAUGAAGCACAAUGCAUGUGGAUAUUAUGAAUAAAUAAUAUUUGAAUGAUGAGUUUAUUACAUAACAUUUUUAACAAUAAAUUAAAUUUCAAACUUAUUUUUGCCAUUCAUACAUGUUAAUAGAUAGCUCCACUCUGGAUGAAGAACAUCCCGGACCCUCCAGAGAUUAUGAACAUAUGUCAAAUGUAAUU